AUGAGAUUUAAGAGAUCGGGUUCGAGGUCUGCUUUUGAUGCGAAUAUUGAUGGAGAACUGAAAGAUAUUGUCAAUGCGCCUGAAAAUGGCAAUAGGUGUGGUGAGUGUGGCUCAGCCGUGCCCACAUGGUGUUCUACAAACCUAGGCGUGUUCUUAUGCGGCAGAUGUGCUUCUGUUCAUAGAAAGAUUCUAGGGACUGACCCAGAUGAGGAGAGUGGUAUCUUCUCCAACGUGAAAUCGUUGUCCAUGGAGAGGUGGGAAGCGGAGGACAUAGACUCUGUGGCCUCUUCUGGAGGUAAUAAAGGAAACAUGAGGAAAUGGAACCCAAAGAAUGAACCUUUUCCUUUCGAUGGAGAUGAGGAUAAAAGUGCUGUCGAAAGAUUUGUUAGAGAGAAAUACAUCAUAGGUAAGUACAGAAACGAUCAAAUAAUGCCCUCAGAUUAUGGGUCUCGGAGUAAUGGUAGAAGAAAAUCUACUGCUAGAUUUGAUAACGAUGAUUAUGAUGAUUAUGGUAUGCCCCGUCAUCGUAGUAGAAGCAGAAGUAGGAGUGUAAGUGGUCGCAGCCGCACCUCCUCAUUUUAUAGGAGUGGUUCUUCUGCCCAUAUCUCGGAGCAUGAUUUCGCUUAUAGCAAAUAUGGUAGGGAACUAAGACAACUGCGGGAGUUAGGUUUUACAAACGAACAGAAAAAUAUUGAUGCUAUAACAUAUAGUCACGGGGAUGUUAACGGUGCUCUUGAUUAUCUGAAUAGACGCGAACAAGAUCGGCCUCUAUCAAGAGCAACAAGUAGAUCCAACGUACACAGCCCUGUUAAUAACAUGUCAGGCUCUAGUAGUCAAAUGGCCAGCAACCCACCAUUGCCUUCAAGACCUCAGCAGACUGGUCCCAAGCCUGCCGUAUUUGACGGUACUGGUGUGGUAAACCCCACAUCACAACAGGAACCACAACCAGCCAUAUUUGAUGGGUCAGUUCAGCAAUAUUAUGACCCAGCUACAAACAUGAUUUAUGUUGACCAGCAGCAGUACAUGGCUGCAGUCCAAGGUCAAGGCCAACAAUUCCAACAACAAUCACAACCUCAAAUGGGAAUGCCUAUACAACAGACAAUAGGUGUACAACCAACAAUGACCGGGAUCGGAUCUCAAGUACCGAUGCAAUUCAAUGCCACUGGGUCAGUUAACAUGAUACCAACCCAGGUUCAAACUAUGACUGGGAGUGUCCCAAUGAUGCAACCUGCUGGCAUGCAAACCACUGGGUUUGCUCAGCAAUCUGUUCAACCACAGAUCGAUAAGAAUGCAAUUAUGAACCUGUAUAGUAAGCCUGACCAGUACACAACACCUGUUGAAAUAACGCCAAAUACGCCACAGUACCAACAGGUUCUACAACAGCAGCAACUACAACAACAGCAAUUACAACAACAGCAACUACAACAGCAGCAGUUACAACAACAGCAGUUACAGCAGCAGCAAUUACAGCAGCAGCCUACUUAUCCAAAUCAAUACAACCCGGGAUUUUAUAUGUAG
This is a messenger RNA of Nakaseomyces glabratus, 1518 nucleotides long. It is a transcript of the gene GTS1, whose product is annotated as Gts1p. Gene Ontology annotation, cellular component: cytoplasm. Lineage: Eukaryota; Fungi; Ascomycota; Saccharomycetes; Saccharomycetales; Saccharomycetaceae. Gene Ontology annotation, molecular function: protein binding; GTPase activator activity. The record is from RefSeq and is a predicted model, not a curated record.